AUGAGGCAGACAAGUCCGAAGAAUCCUGGUUCAUCCCACACCAUACCGUAUCGACUAGUAUUCAACUGCUCCUUUCGGUACAACAACCAGAUCCUUAAUGAGCACCUUCUGCCAGGGCCAACACUCGGUGCAUCACUCAUAGGUGUACUACUCCGCUUCAGACAACACGCAGUAGCGAUCUCAGGAGACAUCAAAGCGAUGUUUCAUCAAGUACGCCUCCUACCAGAAGACCGAUGCCUCUUCCGAUUCCUGUGGCGCAACCUACAAGUCGACAAAGAGCCAGACAUCUACGAAUGGCAGGUGCUUCCCUUUGGCUCGACUUGUAGUCCCUGCUGUGCUACCUAUGCUCUGAGAAAGCACGCCUUUGACCAUGAGAAGGACUAUCCAGAAGUUGCAAAGGCAGUCGACAAGUCCUUCUACGUUGACAACUGCUUGCAGAGUCUACCAGUCGAGACAGAUGCCAAAGCCCUUGUCCAGAAGAUGCGAAACCUGCUUUCUGACGGUGGGUUUGAAAUACGACAGUGGGCCAGCAACGUUCCUGCUGUAGUAGAAGAUCUCCCACCAGAUGCCCGUUCUGAUGGCUGUGAGCUGUGGUUAACCUUCGGGGAGACCAAUUCCACUGAAGCCCCUCUUGGAAUGUUGUGGGAAUGCAGUUCAGAUGCCCUGCUGUACCGCCACAGACCCAUCAGCUAUGACUGCCUCAACAUGAGGAAUAUGUAUAAGAUCCUUGCGAGCCAGUACGACCCUAUAGGGUACCUAACCCCAUUUACAGCCCGAGCGAGAGUCAUUGUCCAAGACCUGUGGAAGACGAAGCGCAACUGGGAUGAUCCACUUGAGCCGGGUGAUAUCAGAGACCAGUGGCAAGCCUGGGAGAGUGAACUUCCCCACCUGACUGGAGUGAAGCUUAACAGAUGCUACACACCACCAAAUGUCAAGACAGAGGCUGCCCAUCGCCAACUUCACAUUUUCUGUGAUGCAUCGUAG
Messenger RNA from Patiria miniata (bat star), 984 nucleotides. RefSeq lists its product as uncharacterized. The coding region runs from base 1 to 984 and encodes 327 amino acids. NCBI's taxonomy places the organism in Eukaryota, Metazoa, Echinodermata, Asteroidea, Valvatida, Asterinidae. The record is from RefSeq and is a predicted model, not a curated record. The transcript has a single exon.